AGUCCCUCAGAGGGCGCGCCCAGACGGCCGCGCAUGCGCCGGCGCGCGCUCGACCUGAGCGGGCGGGUGGGGACGACGGCUGCGGAGGAGGAGGGGACGGGGAGGAGCCUGGAGGUGGCAAAGAGCCAAUGGGAGAGCUUUCCGGCUCGGCGCAAGCGCGGUGGCUGUUCCAGUGGCCUAAUGAAUGAGGACAUCCGUAUCCACACGUGGCCCUCUUCGUAUUAUGUCACCUCCGAGAAGCGAUGGGUUCCCGGCAAGCUCACCCUGACACCCAUUUCAGUCAGAUUUACAGCUGACAAAUCCGGAGAGCUCCUGGUCGGCUUCCAUCUUUCCAGCAUCAGUGAGAUCAAGAAGGAGUCUUCCAACUUCAUCUUCAGUUCCCUCACUAUUUUGGAGAAGAACGCCAAGCACUGGUUCAGUUCCCUUCAGCCCAACCGAAAUGUCGUCUUCAACGUCCUCGAACACUUUUGGAGGGAGCAGCUCCUCUCCUCUGAGGGGGCAGGAGCUCAGGCCCUCUCUCCCCAGACAUCCAAAGGGAAGGAGCUCACCGGCUUGCUGACGGGAUCCCAGAAGCGCCUGGAGGACACGGCUAAAGUGCUGGAGCACCAAGGCGAGCAGUUUGAUAACAUGAUGAAGGGACUGAACAAGAUCGAAUCGGAAAUGGAUGUCGCAGAUAGGUUAUUGUCAGAACUUGAAUCGCCUUCUUGGUGGCCUUUUGGUGGCAGAGUGUUGAAGAGCCCGGUAGACACGAAGCCAAAAGAAGCUCAGUUGGUUACAGAUUCCCGAAAUAAGGAUGGUGUAAUAUUGCGCAUCCCAGUUAUUAUCACAGAAAGGACCGAUUCUAACGUCAAACCUGGCAAACUCACCCUCCUAGCUUCUGGCUUGGAGAUCAGCGACUCCAGUUCUCAGAUCCUUCACCGCUUUGACAAGAAGGAUGUUGAUGACGUCAAAAUCCACACGCCGUACGAAAUCAGCAUCCGCCAAAGGUUCAUCGGGAAACCGGACGUCAGCUAUCGGCUGCUGUCAGCAAAGAUGCCGGAAGCCAUCCCUAUCUUAGAGAUGCAGUUCAGCAAGAAAAUACAAUUCAUGGAGGAUGCCCUGGGGCUCGUCGGUGCACAGAAGACAUCUCCAGAAGCUGCCGGUUCUUCCAUUUGGCAAGCAGCAACAGGCCUCAUAGGAAACGUGAUGCAAGCUGGAUCGAUGCCGUCGUCCUCUCAAGGAGCAGGUGGAGGGAACCAGCAAGCUCAGCUGCAGAAGCAAGAGGAGGUGGUUUCUGAAUCUGAGGCUCAAGAGCUGAAACGGAUCCUGCGGAAACUCAAGAGCCUGGCCUUGGAAACAGAGACAGAACUGGAAAGGCAGGAUGAAGCCCUGGACGUCAUCACCUCGUCUGUCGAUCGAGCCACUACGAACAUCGAUAAGCAGAACCGUAGAAUAAAGAAAUUGACGUAGUAUGUCUGAGGAGCCUGUUAUGACCAGGCAGGCAACGACCGCCCAUCGUAAUAGUCUCUGAUGUUGUGUUGUCCUACAACUCUUGUAAAAGUAGGGGCUUAGGACUGAAGGGAGAAAAUAUUCAUUUGUGGGGGUUCGUUCUGAGAGGCCUUCUCUGCUGUUAGAGAAUAUUCCAUUCAGUUAUGGCAAAACCGAGCUUGCUGUCAGGCUGAAUUGCAGAGAGUUGGGAAUUCUGGCAGACUUGAGCCUGCCAAGUUAGAGAUUCGUCGAUAGCUUUUGAAAAGCAGGUUCGUCCCAGGAUCUCUGGGAAUUGAGAGGAUGCCAGGUUACGGCAGAACGCCUCGAGAGAAUCCUGACGUGUUCUUACAGAAAACGAAGGCAAAAUGCAGUUCUCCCUUGAUUUGCCUAAUGAAUGACUCGUGUCAAUAAUUUAAAUUGCACUUUAUGUAUCCAGAGGGGUCCUGUCUUUCCCCUAAGGGCGUGGCUGGCACGUUUCAGGCUAAAAUAGCAUGUGAUCAUCAAACUACUACAAGCCAAUUGAGUUGCAAUAACUUAAGAGCAUCGUUGGGUUGGAUAGAAGAUCCUUCUAGUCCUGCACAAAAGUCGCCAGCUGGCCGCUGCCUGGGAAGAGAGCAGCAGUCAAUGUGUGAAAGCGCCUUUCUUCUGCAGCGUGGAGGUGCCGUUAACUGUUGUUGCUAAUUAGGGCUGAGACACCAUCCUCCAUGAAUUUGCGUAAUCCCUUUUUAAAGCCAUAUAAGCGAACAGCAAUUGCCUGCCGACCUAAUUGGGUUGUCCAGUUAGUUCCUACCGAUUACCUGGACGUAUGCUUAGGAGGCAGGGACCAAUCCCUUUCUCUUUUCAAAGCUGGCUUCAUGCUCGUGGGGCACCUUACACAUUUGAAAGGGAAUAGCUGUACAUGAAACGUCACUGCUCUUGUUCGGUUCUCAGUCCUGCUUCGUUAGCUAUGAUUUUAAAUGGUGUCUUUCUAGCCAAGAAACUCUUUUAACCGAAUAGGUUUUAGAUGUGAUAUAGCGCUGUACAUAUUUGUACCAUCCAGUUGUGGUGUCAGUGGUUUUAAGCUGUCCUGCUGUGUUAUUAUUCUUGGCAUGCAACUUGUUCUAUGUCAUUAUUCCCUGGCCUGCUCCCCCUUGAAUUCUGAAAGCUAUAUUUUCUGGUUUAGGGUAUGAGUUCUGGAAACACUACUUUCAAGUGAAACACUUGAGAGCCAGAAGCGACAUCUGGGUCAUGUUGCCUAAUUAAGUGACUUAAAGCCAAUUAAGUGACUUUAGCUCCCUGAUUUGCUUCCAAGUGAAUCAGAAAGCAUUUUAGUUCAAAGCUCUAGGGCAGGGGGGUGUCCAGUGUGUUGCCCAUGGUGCAGGUGCCAGGUGUUUUUAGGAAGUGGGUGGGGUCAGGUAUGGCUUUUGCCCAGCAAGGCUUCUGAUUGACCAUUGGAGGUAUGGCUGUGAAGAUUUUUUUUAAAAAAUCUUGCUUUGGCAGUAGUUACCACCAUAGUAGAAGAAUCUACACUGUGUUAUUGAAGUCAUGCUAUGGCAAUCAUUUUUUGGUUGGGUCCACCCCCUGCAGCAGCUAUUUUGUCACUGUGCCUGCUACGUCAUAAUUCUAAAUCUUGUCUGCUGGCUCAAAAAAGUUGGGGACCCCUGCUCUAGGGACUGAGCUGAGCUGAACUCAAAUUAUAGACAAAAAUAAAAAAAAAUCCAUUAGCUUUGUUCAGUC
Heteronotia binoei (common prickly gecko) is the source of this 3183-nucleotide messenger RNA. RefSeq names its product synaptosome associated protein 47 (gene SNAP47). The record is from RefSeq and is a predicted model, not a curated record. Gene Ontology annotation, cellular component: plasma membrane; SNARE complex. Gene Ontology annotation, molecular function: syntaxin binding; SNAP receptor activity. Gene Ontology annotation, biological process: synaptic vesicle fusion to presynaptic active zone membrane; exocytosis; synaptic vesicle priming. The coding region runs from base 34 to 1449 and encodes 471 amino acids. The transcript is spliced from 5 exons. NCBI's taxonomy places the organism in Eukaryota, Metazoa, Chordata, Lepidosauria, Squamata, Gekkonidae.